AUGUCAAAAAUUAAUACAUUUGAGAUUAUAGCUCAACAUAUUCUUGAAAAUCAAAGAGAAAAAGUUCAUUACGACAUUCAAUAAGAAAAAAUAAAUUAUGGGAUCUCAUAAAAUAUUUAUGGGAAAUAUCAUAAAGAAAAGUAUUUAAAGUUAGGAGUGAAAGAAGGCGAUAUACCAAUGGCUAAGGAUGUUGAAGAAUUAUCAAUGGAUGAAAUCAUUAAUUUUUAUUAUUAAUUGUACAUCAAAAAUCAUGUUGAAAAAAUAGUGGAUCCAAAUACAGCUUAUUUGUACUUUGAUACAUUAGUGAAUUUGGGAACUAAAAAUGCCACUCUUUUUCUCUAGAAAGCAUGCAGAAAAACAAAGGAUGGCAUUUUCAAUAAGAUAGCACUAUCAGCUCUGAAUAAUAUGAAUUAAAAGGAUCUAUAACAUGACCUAAUUUAAUCCAGAAUUCUUUUUUUGGAAGAAGCAAUAAAAAAAAACCCUUAGAAAAAAAGAAAUUAUGAAAAUUGGAUCUCAAAUUUGGAUCAAUUAAAGGAAUAAAUAGAUAAGGGAAUAAUGCCUCAAUUGGAGGAUUAAUAAUUAGAAUAAUUUGAGAGCAAACCAUAAUUCUAGCACAUGUUAGGUUAAUUCAAAGAUGAGAUAGAAUUAGAAAAGAAAAUUAGAGGAAUUAAUUUUAAUUCAAUGAGAUUUCUAAUAGAUGUAUAAGAGGAUAUACACUUAACUGAUUUAGCAACAGCAUUAUUUGUCUUAAGUGAUCCAAAGCUAUCAAAAUAAGAAAAGAUGAUCAAAUUCAAUUUAAGUCCUAUUCUUUCUUUGAAGCAAGAAGAAGUGUCAUAAUAAGAGAAACUUUAUUGGCCGGAUGAACUUGUAAAGAGAAAUAUAAUCAAUGAUACUGAAUUUGCAAAGGUGUUAUUUGAAAGUAGUCAUUAAUUGCAACAAAUAAGUUUGGGUAUUGCAGCAGAUGGGAAAACUCCUUUUAAGUACCCCAGAGAAUUAGAAUUAUGUGGAUUGAAAUCAUACUAGAAUUUUGGAAGCAUGAUGGGAUCUUAGUUAAUUUACAAGUUUAUACUUUAUCCUUAAACAUGUGUUUAUAAUUAUUAAGAUGGCUAGUUCUUAAUAGAAAGUAUAUAAAUUAAAUGUAAAGCAAAGCAAAUUGAAUUACUGAAAUAAUAGAUAAUUGAAAAAGAUAUUAAGGACCCUAAUGAUUAAGGUGUUUUAUUUGCUGAAAAAAUUAGUGAAAUUUAUGAGAAAAUAUCCAAAUACUACCCAAUUUUUAAGAGAUUAGAAUAAUUAUUCAAAGCCGUUGUUCUUGCUACAUAGAUGAUAGAAAAGAAUGUCCAAAUUGAUUCAGAUCUAUUAAGGGCAUCUUCAUUAAAUAGUUAUAAUUUGCCUAAAACGAUUUCAAUUCUCAAAAGUGAAUAUUAACUCAAGGAAGAAAAAUCAAAUAAAUCUAACAAAGAAAAGCAGCUGUUCAAAUUUGCUUUAGGAGAGAUAGAUACAAGUUGUUAGAAUAAAAUAGAAUAGAAAGUUAUUAACAAUAAAUUGAAUUUCAAUAAUUUAACAGAAAUUGAUAUACCUUUCUUUUAGUAAAAAAAAUGUAGGUCUUGUAGCAGAAUGAUAGAGAGCUAAUUAUUAACUUUAGGUUAUAACAAUUGUUCUAUACAUUUAUCAGAUUCCUGUUAUUCAUGCCUAUAAUUAAUAAAAGCUGAUAAUUCGAUUCUUCAUAAAAUAGAUGAGACCGAAAUUUCAUUUCACAAGGCUUGUUCUGAAUUAUAUGAAUAAAGAAAAUAGAGUGAAUUCGACUUUGAUUUUGAGAAUGCACUCUGA
This is a messenger RNA of Paramecium octaurelia, 1827 nucleotides long. NCBI's taxonomy places the organism in Eukaryota, Ciliophora, Oligohymenophorea, Peniculida, Parameciidae. The record is from the annotation of a GenBank genome assembly.